This is a messenger RNA of Chrysochloris asiatica (Cape golden mole), 1401 nucleotides long. RefSeq names its product nuclear envelope pore membrane protein POM 121C-like. The record is from RefSeq and is a predicted model, not a curated record. Bases 1 to 1401 code for a protein of 466 amino acids. Lineage: Eukaryota; Metazoa; Chordata; Mammalia; Afrosoricida; Chrysochloridae. The transcript has a single exon.
AUGGGCAGUUACCUGAGCCGGCCUCGUCGUCCACCUGUGCCUCCAGCUCUCCAGGUGGAGGAUCUGCCGCAGAGGCAGAGGCCGGACCGCCUCCAGCCGGCACAGCUCACCCGCAGGGGACCCGUGGCUUGCCGGGUGCACUCGGCUGACGCUGCCUUCGGACUGGCGCGCAGGCUGUCCUACGAGGAUCGCGUGGCUUCACCCUGUUGUCGCCGUCACCGCCGCCGUCGUUUUGUCGUUGUAUAUCGGAAGAGACUUCCGAAUCAGCUGUUCCAGUGUUUCUUUCAGGGAGUCAUUCCCUCGGCACUUCAGAGUGGCCAUCAGAAAAAGCCGGCACUAUCUGGGUGCAGCUCCAAGAUGUUCUGUACCUCAGUGAUCCUGAAGAUGUCAUCUACUAAGGAGAAAUUGACUCUCGGUUGGGCACUGAAGCAGAGAGUUGUCUAUAUGUGGUCUUCACUGUCUGGUCACCUCCCAAACCCUUGUGUCAAGGAGACCCUGAUGAGGGUCUUCGGAGAGAGAAGUCAAGUGAGAACGCAGGAAGAAGACUUGAAGAUCCUUGGAGAAAUCAAGAAAGGGCCAGUGAAGCAGGAGGAGGACCACAUCAUCACUGAGAGGCGGGACUGUCAGAGAAGAGAUUCUGACGGCAGUGGUCAUGUACAGUCUGCAUUCAGGCCCCUAGUGGUCCAUGGAGCCGUGUCUUCCUUCGUGCCUAGGCCUGGGCCUCUAAAGAGAUACCUUCAUCCCAACAGCUCAGAAGAUAGUCUGUUUAAGAUAUCCCAGGCCCCUUUUAUAAAUCCAUGUAGUAAACGUAAUGCCAUUAUCAGUUCCUAUAGCUCCACUCAAGAUUUCCCAAUAAUGCAGAGAUGUGGUCCAGGUACAACCAGAUUCUCAGGCUCAGCCAUAGUCUAUCCGCAGGUACCUGCAGAGAAAGUGACUGAGGAAAGUCACCAAUCUAGCACAUCAGCUUCACUGGUACUAGAGAAGAAAAUCCAGGGUGAAAAGAUUUUAGAUACUACCUCUGGACAGAAACAACACUUGGGAAAUUGCUUAUCCACACCAGACAACCGCUCCAGGCCUCCUAAACGCAAGAUUCCUCUGCUGCUGCCCUGCAGGCGAGGAGAUCCACUGAUCAUGCCCCCAGCUCCCCAGCUAGGUUAUCGAGUCACUGUUGAGGACUUUGACUUGGAGAAGAAAACUGCGAUCCAGUGGAUCAACAAGAUCUUGAAGGGUAAGACUGAGACAAUCUCAGACCACUGUAUCACGCAGUCUUCCUCUUCUUCCAACCUGCCUUCGGUAGGGAUUACUACUCCAGAGCCAGCUUCUCCAACUCCCAGCAUUAAUUCACUGCAGAAGAGCUUAAGGAAGAUGCAGAAUUCCCCAGGCCCAGUGGCCUUCCCAUAA